UUCCUUUUUUCCAGAUCAAAUGGCAUCUACGUUCCAAUGGAGUCUAGUUCCAGAGCAGGUCUGUCUGGCGGGGUUAUUGCUGGAAUAUCUAUUGGCGUCGUAGCUGGACUUCUGCUGUUGGCAGCUUCUAUAUAUUUUGGAUAUUUCCGAAAGAAAAUGGCUGACAAAUUAAUCUCUCAAGAGUUCCAAGAGUUCACUGUUGAAGAAGAGAAGGGAUAUGGUGGUCCUACUGGCAUCACAGUGGACAAAUCAGUGGAGUUCUCAUAUGAAGAACUAGCUACUGCCACCAAUAACUUCAGUUUGGCUAAUAAAAUUGGUCAAGGAGGCUUUGGUGCUGUCUAUUAUGCAGAGCUGAGAGGCGAGAAAGCUGCAAUCAAGAAGAUGGAUAUGCAAGCAACAAGAGAAUUUCUAGCUGAAUUAAAAGUCCUAACAAAUGUUCAUCACCUUAACCUGGUGCGCUUAAUUGGAUAUUGCACUGAGAACUCUCUUUUCCUGGUUUAUGAAUACAUUGAUAAUGGAAACUUAAGUCAACAUCUGCGUGGCACAGGAAGAGAUCCGCUGCCAUGGUCUACCCGAGUUCAAAUUGCUCUGGAUUCUGCCAGAGGCCUUGAAUAUAUUCACGAGCAUACAGUUCCUGUGUAUAUCCACCGUGACAUAAAGUCGGCAAAUAUAUUGAUAGAUAACAGCUUCCAUGGGAAGGUUGCAGAUUUUGGAUUAACUAAACUGGCUGAAGUGGGAAACUCAUCACUUCCCACUGGUCAUCUUGUGGGAACAUUUGGAUAUAUGCCGCCAGAAUAUGCUCAGUAUGGUGAUGUCUCUCCUAAGGUUGAUGUCUACGCUUUUGGAGUUGUUCUUUUUGAACUUAUUUCCGCCAAGGAAGCCAUCGUCAAGACAACUCAAUCUGAUGCUGACUCAAAGGGCCUUGUAGCAAUGUUUCAUGGAGUUCUUAAUCAGCCUGCUCCUACGGAAGAUCUUCGCAAAUUGGUUGACCCAAGGCUGGGGGAUGACUACCCUAUUGACUCAGUUUUGAAAAUGGCUCAACUUGCAAAAGCAUGCACACAAGAAAAUCCCCAACUGCGUCCAACUAUGAGAUCUAUUGUAGUUGCUCUCAUGACACUUCAUUCUUCCACUGCUGAUGAUUGGGACGUUGGUGCCUUGUACAAUAAUCCCAAUCUCAUGAAUCUGAUGUCGGGAAGAUAAAAAUGUGGAUGCAAAUAUUAUAAUCUUGCUUUCAAUACUUUGUUAGCAAUUGAGAAAUUUAGUGAAGCACAAGAUAUCUGUAAAUGGGGUUCUGGUACUGAUUUUUGCUUGCUACAAAAUGAGACAAAGGAUUAUGUUCGGAUUUGGAUCACCUCAAUUGCUCAAUUAUUCAAGAGAGCAGAAAGAUGGAAAUAAAGUGGGAACCACACCAGGAAGUGCACCCUGCCUCUGUCUAUUUUCGAUCCACUUGAACAAUUAAGCAAUUGAGGGGAUCUUUAUUCAACCAAGUUAUCCAUAAUCAGAAGGCAUUCGUUUCUUCUUGUACAAAAAUCUAGUGUGGCUCAAUGGUGCUGCUUGGGAGAGGCAUUAGGUCCAAGAAGAGGGGUAGGACAAAGGAUUGACGAUUCCCAGUUCUUGCAUUCUUUCUCCUUUCCUUUUCAUUUGUAAUGAUGUCUGAAAUGGAUUCGUUUUGCAUUUUAUAUUCUGUAAAUUAUUCAUGUGCAGCCAGUUCUGCUCUCUCUAAGGUUAGUGUGGUUUUGAUCAUAAAUUAGUUUAUGUAAGCUCUGUUUUGUUACUA
Molecule: messenger RNA, 1777 nt
Organism: Neltuma alba
Lineage: Eukaryota; Viridiplantae; Streptophyta; Magnoliopsida; Fabales; Fabaceae
Product: chitin elicitor receptor kinase 1-like
Biological process (GO): protein phosphorylation; innate immune response
Molecular function (GO): transmembrane receptor protein kinase activity; ATP binding
Source: RefSeq, a predicted model, not a curated record